Oncorhynchus gorbuscha (pink salmon) is the source of this 1341-nucleotide messenger RNA. Its product is annotated as fructose-1,6-bisphosphatase 1-like. Gene Ontology annotation, cellular component: cytoplasm; cytosol. Gene Ontology annotation, biological process: fructose metabolic process; fructose 1,6-bisphosphate metabolic process; fructose 6-phosphate metabolic process. Lineage: Eukaryota; Metazoa; Chordata; Actinopteri; Salmoniformes; Salmonidae. Gene Ontology annotation, molecular function: fructose 1,6-bisphosphate 1-phosphatase activity. The transcript has 7 exons. The record is from RefSeq and is a predicted model, not a curated record. The coding region runs from base 90 to 1103 and encodes 337 amino acids.
UUAGUUCUAUUUGAACUUUAGGGUGAUACGUUGAGGAACUCACCUGUCCUCGUCCCCUCUCAAGAACCUGUACAGCCUUCUAAAUCGCCAUGUCUGACCGGGGCUCAUUCGACACUAAUGUCGUUACCCUCACGAGAUUCGUGCUGGAGGAGGGAAGGAAGGCGAAGGGAACGGGAGAACUGACAACCCUCCUCAACUCCAUCUGCACAGCUGUCAAAGCCAUCUCCACCGCCGUCAGGAAAGCUGGGAUUGCCAACCUCUAUGGCAUUGCUGGGAGCACCAACGUGACCGGUGACCAGGUAAAGAAGCUAGAUGUUCUGUCCAACGACCUGGUCAUCAACAUGAUUAAGUCCUCCUUCACCUCCUGUGUCCUGGUGUCAGAGGAGGACGAGAGGGCCCUCAUCGUGGAACCAGAGAAACAGGGAAAAUAUAUUGUGUGCUUCGACCCACUUGAUGGCUCGUCAAACAUUGACUGUCUUGUAUCAAUUGGAACAAUUUUUGCCAUCUACAGAAAGACGACAGACGAUGAGCCCAAUGAGAAGGACGCACUGCAGUCUGGACGUCACAUUGUUGCCGCCGGUUACGCCCUCUACGGCAGUGCCACCAUGAUGGUACUCUCUACAGGACAAGGGGUCAACUGCUUCAUGCUGGACCCUUCCAUCGGGGAGUUCAUCCUAACAGACAAGGAUGUGAAGAUCAAGAAGAGAGGAAAGAUCUACAGUCUAAACGAAGGCUAUGCUCAGCACUUCUACCCAGACGUCACAGAGUACCUGAAGAAAAAGAAAUACCCAGCGGAUGGCAGUGCCCCCUAUGGUGGGCGUUAUGUUGGCUCUAUGGUGGCUGAUGUGCACAGGACUCUGGUGUACGGAGGCAUCUUCUUAUACCCUGCCAAUGUCAAGAGCCCCAAGGGCAAGCUGAGGCUGCUGUACGAGUGCAACCCCAUGUCGUUUAUCAUCGAGCAGGCUGGAGGCAUGGCCACCACGGGAGAGAUGAACGUGCUGGACAUCCAGCCAGAGAACAUCCACCAGCGAGUUCCUGUGGUCCUGGGCUCCCCUGAAGAUGUCCAGGAGUACAUCGCCAUCUACAAGAAGACACGCAUGUGAGGCUGCGCUGGAGCCUUCUCUGGAUCCAUCAUGACCUGUUUGUCCACGAGGGUCGACAUUUGACCCUGACCAUAAGCUAGUCAUCUUUGCAUCAUAUGGAUGGAGCUGUGGAUAUACAGUACAAGUCAAACGUUUGGACACCUACUCAUUCAAGUGUUUAUUUAGAUUUUUUCUUCUAUUUUCUACAUUAUAGAAUAAUAGUGAAGAUGUCAAAACUAUGAAAUAACAAAUAUGGAAU